Molecule: messenger RNA, 9693 nt
Organism: Coccinella septempunctata (seven-spotted ladybird)
Lineage: Eukaryota; Metazoa; Arthropoda; Insecta; Coleoptera; Coccinellidae
Product: hornerin-like
Exons: 6
Coding region: 205-9684 (3159 amino acids)
Cellular component (GO): extracellular region
Molecular function (GO): chitin binding
Source: RefSeq, a predicted model, not a curated record
GUGACAUUUAGCAAAAACGGGGCCCUAAAAAAAAGUGGUGCGAAACUUAGCUUCUCAUUGCUUGUGUGAAGGAAGGCCAAGGGAGUGAUUGCUGCGAGAAUUUUCGUGUGAAAAUUUUGCUAGCAGAUCCGAAGAGUGCAGAAAGAGAGUUACCCUUAUUUCGGGGGAUGAACCAGGACUGGUGAACAGGACACUCGACUUGAAAUGAAACUUUUGGGCGCCCUUGCGGCGGUUUUAGCUUCGUGCUGUUGCCUGAUUGGUGCAGAUGUUUUCGACUUGCCCCAAAAUGCAAGGCAGCUAGAAGUGAUAGAGUACAGCUCAAACUUCAAAUGCAAGAGCGAAGGAUUCCAGCCGGAUCCAGAGGACUGCAGGACAUUCUACAGGUGCGUUUCGGACGGAAAGAACAACUUCAGUCCCAUCAAAUUCGAAUGUGGAAGCGGCACUAUCUUCGAUCCAGCAUCGAACAUCUGUAACUACCCAUACGCUAGCAGCAGACAGGAAUGUUACGGAAAUGAGAUCGAUGGGAACUACGGGAAUCAAAUGGAGACACAAAGUACCACCGUAUCGCCUUCUGCACCACCAUCCACGCAGCCCACUCAACCGACAGGCUCACAACAAACGUCCAGUGAAUUGGGAAAGAAAUGCGAGGGCGAAGGAUACCUUGGGGAUGAUCAGGACUGUCGUAAAUUCUACAGGUGCAUCGACAAUGGAAGAGGGUCUUUCACGAAGUACGAGUUCAGUUGUGGAGGAAACACAAUAUGGGACCCUGAACUUGUUUCGUGUAAUCAUCCCUGGGCGGUCAACAGGAAUUGCCCUGGAAUAGAAAAUUAUUGGUCCAAUCAGAGCACUUCUGACAAUCAGAACAAUGGACAAAAUGGCGGUUGGAACAAUCAGAACAACCAACAGAAUAACAAUGGAUGGAAUAAUGGAAAUAAUCAAGGGAGUAGUUCCAGUAACAAUCAAGGUAACAAUCAAUGGGGAGGUUCAAAUAAUCAGAAUCAAGGAUCAACAUCAAACAACCAAAAUCAAAAUAACAAUCAAUGGAGCAACGGAAAUAAUAUGAAUAAUCAAAACCAAAAUAAUAAUCAAGGGGGUAGUUCCAGUAACAAUCAAUGGGGAGGAGCAAAUAAUCAGAACCAAGGAUCAUCAUCGAACAACAAUCAAUGGAACAACGGAAAUAAUAUGAACAAUCAAAACCAGAAUAAUAAUCAGGGGAGUAGUUCCAGUAGCAAUCAAGGUAGCAAUCAAUGGGGAGGAGCAAAUAAUCAGAACCAAGGAUCAUCCUCAAACAACCAAAAUCAAAACAACAAUCAAUGGAGCAACGGAAGCAAUAUGAACAGUCAAAACCAAAAUAAUAAUCAGGGAGGUAGUUCCAACGGCAAUCAAGGAAACAAUCAAUGGGGAGGUGCAAAUAAUCAGAACCAAGGAUCAUCAUCGAACAACAAUCAAUGGAACAACGGAAAUAAUAUGAACAAUCAAAACCAGAAUAAUAAUCAGGGGAGUAGUUCCAGUAGCAAUCAAAGUAGCAAUCAAUGGGGAGGAGCAAAUAAUCAGAACCAAGGAUCAUCCUCAAACAACCAAAAUCAAAACAACAAUCAAUGGAGCAACGGAAACAAUAUGAACAAUCAGAACCAAAAUAAUAAUCAAAACAAUAAUCAGUGGAGUAACCAAGGAAGUGGCUCCAGUAACAACCAAAAUCAAGGUAAUAAUCAAAAUGGAAAUGCGAAUAACAACCAAAACCAGAACAAUAAUCAAUGGUCGAGUGGAAGUGGCACGACAAACAAUCAGAAUCAAGGUAAUUAUCAAGGAGGGAUGAACAAUCAAGAUCAGAGCCACAACUCAAGUAGUAGCUCUAACAACCAAAACCAAAUUCAAGCAGGAAGUUCGAAUAGCUCAAGCAGUGGGAAUCAGUAUCAGCAAGGCCAACUCAAUGGCAAAAACUGUGCCAAGGAAGGUUUUGUGGGAGAUGAGGAUGAUUGCUCCAAAUUCUACAGGUGUGUUGAUAAUGGUAAUGGUGUUCUCCUCCAGUACACCUACACCUGUGGACCAGGUACUGUAUGGGAUCAAACCCUUGGAUCUUGCAACCACGCUUGGGCUGUAGAAGGUAAAUGUAAACAAUCUCAGCCACAAGAUACCCAAGGAAAUGGUACUAUUAGCAAUCAGAACCAAAGCGGAGCCAACAACCAGAAUAAUAAUCAAGUUGGCUCUGGAAAUCAGAACAACAACAACCAAGGUGGAUGGAGCAGUCAGAAUCAGAGCAACAAUAACGCAGGAUCGAACAAUCAAGGAGGUUCUAGUAAUCAAAAUCAGAACAACAACAACCAAGGCGGAUGGACCAACCAAAACCAGAAUAACAAUCAGAUGGGUUCGAAUAAUCAGGGUACAACCAGUAAUCAGAAUCAAAACAACCAAAACCAAGGUGGCUGGAGCAACCAAAACCAAAACAAUCAAGGAGGAUCUAGUAAUCAAAACCAAAACAACAACAACCAAGGCGGAUGGAGCAACCAGAAUCAGAACAACAAUCAAGGGGUAGGCAAUAAUCAGGGCGAUUCUAGUAACCAGAACAACAAUCAAGUAGGAUCGAACAAUCAGGGAGGUUCUAGUAAUCAGAACAACAAUAAUCAAGGUGGCUGGAGCAAUCAAAAUCAGAGCAACAAUCAGGGAGGAUCGAUGAAUCAAAAUCAGAACAACCAAAGUGGAUCGAAUGCCCAAAACCAGAAUAAUCAAGGAUCAAGUAAUCAAAACAACAAUCAAGGAGGAUCAAAUAGCCAAGAAACUUCCAGCAAUAAUCAAAGCGCAUCUAAUAAUCAGAACUGGAACAAUCAAACCAACAAAGGGGAAUUAGUUGGGACGAAAUGUGUGAAGGAAGGAUUUGUUGGAGAUGAUACUGAUUGUUCGAAAUUUUACAGAUGUGUGAACGACGGUAAGGGAAGUUUUACUAAAUACCAAUAUACCUGUGGAUCGAAUACGGUUUGGGACCAAGAAAAAGUAUCCUGCAACCAUGCUUGGGCUGUAGAAGGCAAGUGCAAAAGGGAACAAACGAAUAAUAAUGGCAAUCAAGGAGAAUCGAUGAAUGAAAAUCAAAAUAAUCAGGGAGGAUCUACUCAGAGUCAGAACAACCAAAGCGGUUCUAAUAAUCAGAAUCAAAAUAAUCAAGGCGGAUCCAUAAAUCAGAUCAACCAGAGUGGUUCCAACAAUCAGAAUCAAAAUAACCAAGGAGGAUCGAUGAAUCAAAAUCAGAACAACCAAAGUGGAUCGAAUGCCCAAAACCAGAAUAAUCAAGGAUCAAGUAAUCAAAAUCAGAACAACCAAAGCGGUUCCAAUAAUCAGAAUCAAAAUAAUCAAGGCGGAUCUAUAAAUCAGAUCAACCAAAGUGGUUCCAACAAUCAGAAUCAAAAUAAUCAAGGGGGAUCAAAUAAUCAAAAUCAGAACAAUCAAAGCGGUUCCAACAAUCAGAAUCAAAAUAAUCAAGGAGGAUCAAAUAAUCAAAAUCAGAACAACCAAAGCGGUUCCAAUAAUCAGAAUCAAAAUACUCAAGGAGGAACGAUGAAUCAAAAUCAGAACAACCAAAGUGGAUCGAAUGCCCAAAACCAGAAUAAUCAAGGAUCGAGUAAUCAAAACAACCAGAAUCAGAACAAUCAAAAUGGUAUGAACAAUCAAGGUGGUUCCAGUAAUCAGAACCAAAAUAACAACAGCAGCAAUAAUAUGGAUCAAUCAGGUCAGCAAGGUGAACUAGCAGGAUCAGAGUGUUCGAAGGAAGGAUUUGUUGGAGAUGAGAAGGAUUGUUCGAAAUUUUAUAGAUGUGUUGCUGAUGGAAACGGACGUCUAAUCAAAUAUCAGUAUACAUGCGGCUCAAACACAGUCUGGGAUCAGAAACUGUUGGCCUGCAAUCAUGCAUGGGCUGUGGAAGGAAAAUGUAAAAAUACUGAAAACAAUGCUUCCAACAACCAGGACAACAGCCAAAGUGGAUCUAACAACCAAAAUAACAAUAAUCAAGGAGGAUCAAGUACUCCAAGUGGAUCAAAUAAUCAGAACAACAAUAACCAAGGCGGAUGGGGUAACCAAAAUCAGGGAGGCUCCGGUAAUCAAAAUAACAACAAUCAAGGAGGUUCAAGCAGUCAGAGUGGUUCCAAUAAUCAAAACAAUAAUAAUCAAGGAGGAUGGGACAAUCAGAAUCAAGGAGGAUCUAGCAACCAAGGCGGUUCCAGUAAUCAAAAUAACAAUAAUCAAGGAGGUUGGAGCAAUCAAAAUCAAGGAGGUACAACCAAUAAUCAGAACAAUAAUAAUCAAGGAGGAUGGAACAACCAAAACCAAGGAGGAUCCAGCAGCCAAGGUGGCUCUAGUAACCAGAAUAACAAUAAUCAGGGAGGAUCAAGCAGUCAAAACAACAAUAAUCAAGGAGGAUCAAGUAACCAGAACCAAGGUGGUUCCAGUAAUCAAAAUAACAACAAUCAGGGAGGUUGGAGCAAUCAAAAUCAGGGAGGAUCAAGCAGUCAAAACAACAAUAAUCAAGGGGGAUCAAGUACCCAAAACCAAGGUGGUUCCAGUAAUCAAAAUAACAACAAUCAGGGAGGUUGGAGCAAUCAAAAUCAGGGAGGAUCGAGCAGUCAAAACAACAAUAAUCAAGGGGGAUCAAGUACCCAAAACCAAGGUGGUUCCAGUAAUCAAAAUAACAACAAUCAGGGAGGUUGGAGCAACCAAAAUCAAGGAGGAUCAAGCAAUCAAAACAACAACAAUCAAGGGGGAUCGAGUAACCAAAACCAAGGUGGUUCCAGUAAUCAAAAUAAUCAAGGGAGUGGGAUGAAUCAAUCACAAAAUCAAGGUGGUACUGGUAACCAGAACAAUAAUAAUCAGGGAGGAUCAAAUAACCAGAAUAAUAAUAAUCAAACCUCACAAGGACAACUCAUAGGAUCAGAAUGUUCGAAAGAAGGUUUUGUAGGAGACGACAAGGAUUGUUCUAAAUUUUACAGAUGCGUAUCUGGUCAAAACGGUCGGUUAAUAAAAUACCAAUAUACUUGCGCGCCUAACACGGUUUGGGACCAAGAUAAAAUGGCUUGUAAUCAUCCUUGGGCUGUAGAGGGAAAAUGCAGAAGUGUCCAAACCGGCCAAGAAAACCAAAAUAUGUCGAAUAACCAAACGCAACCAAAUAUACCGGGAGGAAGUACAAGCAAUGUCUCUAACAAUCAAAAUCAGAGCAAUAAUCAAUCAGGUGGAAGUAGUUCGACCAAUCAAGGAAGUUCUAACUCUAAUCAAAAUCAAGGAAGUAAUCAAAGUGGAGUGAAUAAUUCAAGCAAUCAGAAUCAAAAUAAUAAUCAGUGGGGUGGAAGCAGUUCCAAUAAUCAGAAUCAAAACAAUAACCAAUCAGGAAAUGGUGGUAGUUCUGGUAGUAGCAAUAAUCAGAAUCAAAAUAAUAAUCAAUCAGGAACUGGUGGUGGUUCUGGUAGUAGCAACAAUCAGAAUCAAAAUAAUAAUCAAUCAGGUGGAAGCAGUUCCAAUAAUCAGAAUCAAAACAACAACCAAUCAGGAAGUGGUGGAAGUUCUGGUAGUACCAAUAAUCAGAAUCAAAACAACAACCAAUCAGGAAAUGAUGGAAAUUCUGGUAGCAGCAAUAAUCAAUCGGGAACAAACAAUCAAAACCAGGGUGUAAACAACAAUACUAAUAUUCAGCAAGGAGAAAUAGUUGGUGAUAACUGUUCGAAAGAAGGUUUUGUUGGGGAUCAGAAAGACUGCUCCAAGUUUUAUAGAUGCGUGAAAGGAAGUAAUGGACGUUUACAAAAAUACGAAUAUACUUGCGGCCCAGGCACAGUAUGGGACCAAUCACAGCUCUCUUGUAAUCAUGCUUGGGCGGUAGAAGGAAAAUGUAAGAGUGAUACUCAAAACCAGCAAAUAUCGAAUAAUCAAGAUAAUCAAGACAAUAACCAGUGGAGCCAAGGUAACCAACAAAACCAAGGCAACAAUCAGCAGAAUCAGAAUAACCAACAGAAUCAAGGAAACAAUCAGUGGAACCAAGGAAACCAACAAAACCAGAACAACCAACAAAACCAAGGUAAUAACCAGUGGAACCAAGGCAGCCAACAGAACCAGAAUAAUCAACAGAAUCAAGGAAACAAUCAGUGGAACCAAGGAAACCAACAAAACCAAGGCAGCCAACAGAACCAGAAUAACCAACAGAAUCAAGGAAACAAUCAGUGGAACCAACAAAACCAAGGCAGCCAACAGAACCAGCAGAACCAAAAUAACCAACAGAAUCAAGGCAGCAAUCAGUGGAACCAAAGUAAUCAACAAAAUCAAGGCAACAAUCAGUGGAACCAGGGAAACCAACAGAACCAGGGUAGCCAACAGAACCAGAAUAACCAACAGAAUCAAAAUAAUCAACAAAAUCAAGGCAGCAAUCAGUGGAACCAGGGAAACCAACAGAACCAGGGUAGCCAACAGAACCAGAAUAACCAACAGAAUCAAAGUAACCAACAGAAUCAAGGCAAUAACCAGUGGAACCAAGGUACACAACAAAAUCAACAGAAUCAGAACAAUCAACAAAAUCAAAGCAACAACCAAUGGAGCCAGGGUAGCCAGCAGAAUCAGAAUAAUCAAUGGAAUCAAAAUGGCAAUCAGCAGCCAAUGUCCGGAGGACAGUCGAAUUGUACCAAAGAAGGUUUUCUGGAGAACCCCAACGACUGCACGAAAUUUUAUAGAUGUGUUAUGUCCGAGAACGGCAAAUUAUCACAGUACGAAUUCACUUGUGGUCCGGGAAGUGUAUGGGAUCAAUCUCAGUUGGCUUGUAAUCAUCCUGCCAAUACUCCUGGCAAAUGUGGGCAACAAGAAGCUUCCGAUAGUAGUCAGAGUAGUGAUAACCAGAAUAAUAAUUCUAACCAAACUAACACCAACCAGAACCCGCAAAAUGGAGCAUCCGGUCAAAAUUCGGACAUCAAUGGCGGUUCCAGUAACCAGAAUAUGAGUAACAGCACUGGUGCUGACCAAAACAACAAUAAUAAUCACCCUAACCAAGGAAAUACUAAUGGUCAGAAUCAAUCGAAUAGUCAAAACCAAUCAAACGGUCCAGACCAAUCAAAUGGCCCAACACAAUCAAAUGGACAAGACCAACCCAACGGUCAAAACCAGUCUAAUAAUGGUCAGAACCAGUCCAACGGUCAGAACCAAGCAAACGGUCAAAACCAAUCUAAUAAUGGCCAGAACGAGUCCAACGGUCAAAACCAAUCUAACGGCCAGAACCAAUCUAAUAAUGGUCAGAACCAAUCCAACGGUCAAAACCAAUCUAAUAAUGGUCAGAACCAAUCCAACGGUCAAAACCAAUCUAACGGCCAGAACCAAUCCAACGGUCAGAACCAAUCAAACGGUCAAAACCAAUCUAAUAAUGGCCAGAACCAAUCCAACGGUCAAAACCAAUCUAACGGCCAGAACCAAUCCAACGGUCAAAACCAAUCUAAUAAUGGCCAGAACCAAUCAAACGGUCAAAACCAAUCUAAUAAUGGCCAGAACCAAUCCAACGGUCAAAACCAAUCUAAUAAUGGCCAGAGCCAAUCAAACGGUCAAAACCAAUCUAACGGCCAGAACCAAUCCAACGGUCAAAACCAAUCUAAUAAUGGCCAGAACCAAUCAAACGGUCAAAACCAAUCUAAUAAUGGCCAGAACCAAUCCAACGGUCAAAACCAAUCUAACGGCCAGAACCAAGACAACGGUCAGAACCAAUCUGACGGUCCGAAUCAAUCUAAUGGUCAGGACCAAUCAAACGGCCAAAACCAAUUCAAUAGCUCCAAAGGAACAGAGUGUAAACAGAAUGGUUUCAUGGGUGAUCCAAACGACUGUAAAAAGUUCUACAGAUGUGUGGCUAAAGGAGGCGGCAAAUUUACGAGAUACGAAUUCACUUGUGGUACUGGAACAGUCUGGGAUAUAGAAUUAGCGACGUGUAAUUACCCAUAUGCUGCCAAUCGAAAAGAAUGUACCAGUGAAAAUUCGUCUUCUGAGGUACCUGACAAACCAGAAGUUUCAUCAACCACUCCUCAGCAAGAAUCAACAGCACAUCAAGAAACUACCUCGAGCAGUUUGGAAUCUACGACAUAUUCCCAGACAACAGAAUCAACCUCCAGUUCCUCAGAAAUGGAAUCAACCGCCAAUCCACAAACAACUACCAUGAGCUCUACAGAUUCGAGCAUGGGUCAAACGGUCACAACAUCCAGGCCAGACACUACGACACAAACAACUUCAGAAAGUCAAUCAACAACAAAUUCGCCUGAUUUGACCACCUCUGAACCUUCUCAAUCGGUUACAAGUGCCACAACACCGUCAAAACAAGGCCAUUCAACUUCGUCAUCAAAUAAGGCUCCAGCGUGUACUCAAGAAGGUUUUAUGGGAGACCCAACAAACUGCGCCAAAUUUUACAGAUGUGUUGGCAAGGAGAAUAGUAAAGGAUUCACAAGAUACGAAUUCUCUUGUGGUAAAGGUACAGUUUGGGACCAGGACAGCUUAACUUGCAAUUAUCCUUCAGCUGUAGGUGGAAAAUGUGGUGGAGCAUCUAGUGAAUCAACAACUUCUUCGUCUAAUGAAUCGACUUCUACUGUUACUUCAACAAUUCCGAAUGAAGAAAUCUCUUCUACCACGAACGUCGAUGAAGAGAAUACCAGUGAAUCAACUACCCUGUCGUCUUCAAGUACCGAUUAUUCUGGAACUACCAGUGGUGGAGAUGCGAGUACCCCUGGAGAAUAUAUUUCUGAAGAACCAACCACUACAGAACAGAUGUCGACAUCAGGUGAAUAUUCAACAAGCCAAACCGGAAGCACUACCAAUCUUUCAUCUUCCUCGAUGGAAGAAAGUACAACACAAACAUCUGAUUCUACCUCCGAGAUGGCCAGUACCAGUAGAACGGACUCAACUACCCUUUCCUACUCCACUACUACUUCUUCCUACCCAACAACGUCUUCAGGUACUCUCGGAACAGAAAGUACCACAACACCUGACAUGUCUACUGAAUCCUCCACCUCUGGAUCUGAAUCAUCAGCAUCCUCCACAACUGGAUCAGAAGAAUAUUCAACUAGCGAAGGAUCCUCCACAGAAAUUGCAACAACAAUGGUCCCUAGUGGUAGCAACUCCACAAACUGCCCAGUCAGUGAUCUAGAAGGUCAUCAAGUAGCUCUUGUUUGCCCUACAGGUUUCAGAAGACAUCCCAAAUAUUGCAACCUGUUUUACCAAUGUACCAGCUCGGAGAACAGUCAUGACUUCAAAGUUCUGGUCUUGAGCUGUCCUAACGGCACCAUUUAUGACGCAGAAAAGAUACAGUGCCUUCCAGAAAACGAAACCAAGAGAUGUGAGGGAGAAAUUGCAGGGAAAUCUCUCUAUGCGAAGUUAUCCAAUAAUGCUCUUCCAACGGUUCCAGUACACCUUCGUGGGCCUCUUUGUCCAACAGAAGGAUACCAUGCCAUAGACCCAGCUGAAUGCACCACCAGCUUCGUGAAAUGUCAGAGAUCAAGUGGUAGAAGCAACAGGAUGGAAGGAUACAUGUACCAAUGUCCUCCAGGUUUUGCAUACUGGAAUGUGAGUAGGAGAUGCGAGAGAACAUCCAGGCAACCUCACUGCACUGGGAUCAACUUCUUGGAAACCAGAUGGGAAGUACCAACAGAGUACUCCAAUGUUUCUUACAGAAGGAGGAAAACUUCCUGGUCCUUAUGGUGAAGUGUCUGC